Bipolaris oryzae ATCC 44560 is the source of this 750-nucleotide messenger RNA. RefSeq lists its product as uncharacterized. The coding region runs from base 1 to 750 and encodes 249 amino acids. NCBI's taxonomy places the organism in Eukaryota, Fungi, Ascomycota, Dothideomycetes, Pleosporales, Pleosporaceae. The record is from RefSeq and is a predicted model, not a curated record. The transcript is spliced from 3 exons.
AUGCCUAUAUUGGGUGUUUUCAGUCAGAAAAAGAGGAAGCAGCCGCAGGAUGGGCAACAAGCUAAGCUGGCUGACCAACUGUUCUCUACCGCAGGACCAGAACCAAUUCAUCUUGGAGGGUUGGUUGUUGAGCAGGCACUACUAAUUGCCCGCGGCUCCUCAGAACCGCACGUGAAACCUCUUCUACACAACACCGUCGCAAUCGCCUUUAUGGGAACACCGCAUCUUGGUUCAAGAAAAGCUGACUGGGCACAUUCAAUCACGCGUCUUUCAAAUUUGUUGCGCAAGACGAAUAAAGAAAUCGUGGCCGUUUUGCAGCCAGGGUCGGAAACACUAGCAAACCUACAACAAGAAUUUCAUACCAUGUUAGAAGAUAGAAAGAAGAAUGAAAGGAAGAGGAUCGAAAUUUUCUGCUUCUAUGAAGAACUGCCUUACCGAGGUAUUGGUCAGAUUGUUCCACGCGAAUCAUCCAUUCUUCCAGGGUAUCCCAACAUCAGUAUCCAUAGUAAUCAUUCAGAUAUGACGAAAUUCAGCGGCGAACUAGACUCUGGAUAUAUUCGACUUCGUGAUCAGCUAUGGCUCUGGAUUCAAGCAUUCAACAAAACCAAAGGAGUCAGCGCAGUGUCUGAGCAAUCGCAAGUACAGGCCCGAGACACACCGCAGGAUAGAAGUGCCGUAUCAUCCAAUGGAGGAGCGAUCUUCAUGGGGAGUGUUAGUGCUGGAAGAUACUUCACUUACAACUCCAAUUAA